Molecule: messenger RNA, 2839 nt
Organism: Scophthalmus maximus (turbot)
Lineage: Eukaryota; Metazoa; Chordata; Actinopteri; Pleuronectiformes; Scophthalmidae
Gene: paqr3a
Product: progestin and adipoQ receptor family member IIIa
Exons: 8
Coding region: 118-1161 (347 amino acids)
Cellular component (GO): membrane
Molecular function (GO): signaling receptor activity
Source: RefSeq, a predicted model, not a curated record
CCGGGGUCCCGUCGCCGAUGACGUCAGCGGUAAUGUGGAAGAUGUUGUAGCCGAAACUUUGUGUGAAAACAUCGCGUUUUUUUUCCCUCUGAGUCGGUUUUUAACUUGUGUUCACAAAUGCGUAGCUCGUAUUACAAGACACAGAAUGGCUCCAGCUGCGCGUACACCAAAUUAAAAGCCUCGGGUCAGACCAAAGCAGACGCCACGGGCGCGGCGAUGCCUCACAAGCCGCAGAAGAACGGCCAGACGGCGCACUACAUCGAGGUGGGGGGUUACCAGUACUGGCCCGUGCUGGUGCCACGCGGCAUCCGUCUGUACACCUACGAGCAGAUCCCCGUGUUCCUGAGGGAGAACCCGUACAUCACGGAUGGAUACAGAGCGUACCUGCCCGCCCGACUCUGCAUCAAGAGCCUCUUCAUUCUGUCCAACGAGACGGUGAACAUCUGGAGCCACCUGCUGGGCUUCCUGCUCUUCUUCUGCCUCGGGGUCUACAACAUGGCGUCGGUGCUGCCGGGGUUCGGCGCCUCCAGGGAGGAUUACGUCAUCUACUCCAUCGGGCUCUUCUGCUUCCAGCUGUGCAUGCUGUGCUCGGUGGGCUACCACCUGUUCUGCUGCCACCGCUCGGAGAAGACCAGCCGCCGCUGGAUGGCGCUGGACUACGCCGGCGUCUCCAUCGGCAUCCUGGGCUGCUACGUGCCCGGAGUCUUCUACACGUUCUACUGCAAUAAUUACUGGCGGCAGGUCUACCUGGUGACGGUCCUCGCCAUGAUCCUGGCCGUGUUCUUCGCUCAGAUCCACCCUCACUACCUCAGCAAGCAGUGGAGGCAGCUGCGCUCGCUCAUCUUCUGCUCGGUGGCCGGGUACGGCCUCGUCCCCACCGUCCACUGGGUCUGCAUCACGGGGGGCUUCUCGUCCGAACUCGUCCAGGCGUUUCUUCCUCGAGUUCUGGGGAUGUACUUCAUCGCCGCGUUAGCUCUGAUUUUCUACGUUUCAAAAGUUCCUGAACGCUACUUCCCAGGUCAGCUGAACUACCUGGGCUCCAGCCACCAGGUGUGGCACCUGCUGCUGGUGCUCAUGUUCUACUGGUGGCACCAGUCGUCAGGAUUCAUCAUGGAGUACCGACACAGCCAGCCCUGCCCCGACGCCCCCCAGCACGCCUAGCACGCCUAGCACGCCGCCGGCAGCCACAGGAGUGUUUUCCAGCUCGUGUUGGAGAGAAGGCGAGGAGACUCCAGUCCUUCAGUCCGACCCAGUGUUUCCACGGACGGACACAUUUUCACCUGCGACUCUAACGUGCGACCUCUGGGAUGUGAGGUGAAACGGGUCGAUUCCCUGAGUGAUUGUAUGUUAAACAGUCACAAAGGCAAAAAACAGUAUUUUGUCACUUUAAAACACUGAAACGACAAAAUCUCCAGAGUUUGAGUCUAUUGCACUGUUAAUAUUAACAUAACUUAAAAAUAAGUUAAGUCUUCGUAACUGUUUUUUUUCUCUGCAUAAAUCAGACGAAGCCACAGAAGAUGCAGUUUUAGUUAACGACCAUUUUCUUCUUUUUUAAAUAAGAGACUUCCACAUAUUUCUUAAAAGUGCCUGUAAAUAAAACAGUAUUUAGUUCUUAGUUAAAUUAAAUUAACUCCGUUUUCAUAUAUAGUUCCUUUAUAUAUAGUUCCAUGAUGCUACAUUCACUAAAAAUAGUUUUGAGCGAGUAAAACGGUCGUGAUACUCGAACCCAAAUCAUUUCUAAUUACAAUUUUAUUUUUUAUUAUGAAAACAAGUGGAGAAACUGUCCACGUUUAGACAAAACAACCAAAGAUGCAGUUGUGGUUCGUCGUCGCCACGUUCUUAACAUUUAGGGUUUUUAUUAUUUAAUGUCUCUGACUCAGUCGCAGGAUGAAGAAUCACGAACUUCAGACGUGUGAGUAAACCGAUCAAAUCCAGAACCAGAGUUCGUGUUUCACUACGAGAAUGUUUGCGGUUCUGACUCCAGUUUCCUGACAGAUCGAGCUGUUAUAGGUGUGAGCCAAUCAGAGGCCGGGAAUGGGGCGUUUCUUUGCAGAACGGACGAACAGCACACUGGCUGUAGAUCGGGUGUUUCAUGUUGUUGUCACCUGUAGGCCACCGUAGUUUCUCCUACACGUUUGUUUAAAAAAAAAAAUUCAAGCACUGAUUUUACAAAUCUGUAAUCUGCAUGAAUUGCAGUUUAAUAUUGCGACUCUUUGAUCUACUGUAGAUUCUGACGACUUUACCACUUUGCUUUUUAAAAAUAGUUUCAGCUUCACUAGACUUUGAUUCUGAAAACUGCUUUUUCUGCCUGAACGAGACGAUCCACUGUAAAUAAACUUCUUUUAGACUUUUUAAUAACUCACGUACAUGUUUCCUCCAUUUAGGGUGAUGUGCAAUGUCAACAUUUGUUUUUUUGUUUUUUAAAUGGCUUCAUUCCAAAAUGCAACAAAUCCAUGCUGGAAAUAAUCAUCGUAUUUUAAUUAUAAAAAAUAUAAAAUUGCAAUUGUCCCCAAUGUCACGUGUUUGUAAAGAAAAGUCUUUAUGAUGCGUGUUUGUCAUCAGUUACAGUUCAAUGGAGGCUGUCGUUUUGGAAUGGAAGUCAUUUUGUUUAUGUAAUAUUUAAUGUCUAAGGUUUUGACGGUGUCAGAUUAUUUUUUGUUGUGUGUGAUGUAUUUAAUUUAUUCGUUAUGACCCUGCUCUGUGCGGAUUCCUCCACAACGCUCUAGUCUACGUAAGAGCCUCGUUUUGUAGCAGCACAAGUUUUUGUAUCUUGACUUUUCAUACCGGAGCAAUGGAACUGCUGGACUCAAACCUAAAAUAAAGACGUUUUAAAAACGUG